AUGGCCGAUCUCCAUUCCUCGUUAAAAGCACUUGGCCCCUGCAACUGGUCGGACAUCCCGCAGCAAAAGGACGAACUCGAUCAGUUUUUAGCCGACCUCUUCGAAAAUUCCCAAUGUAUCGUCGAAUCCGUGCCUAUUCCCGACCCCGAUCCUUCGCUCGGCAAAGAUGGUGUCAGUACAAACGGCGCAGUGGCGUCCAAAGCCUCAGAGAUCGUUGCUUCACCCGCUCGAAGUCCUCCACCCGCCCAGGAAUAUGCAGCUCUCCAGAAAGAGUGGGGGAAACAGAUCAAGCUUAAGCCACAAGAAAAUCCUCUAGGUUUGGCUGUUUAUAAAUGUCCGGGCAAGGAUGGCAAAGGGGCUUGGUUUGCUAGGAGAAGUGUGCAUGAAGGAUUGGGGUUCAGUCGCUUCAAGCGGGCAUUUGAGCGAGAAUUUCCCACAUCGUUAGAUGUAAAAGGGUCUCCUGGCGAAGGGAACAUCAGAGGAAUCGGCGCGGAGACCAGGGUUGAAGAGAUCACGGUUCCAAAUCGAGGCAAAAUCGAGGUUUAUCAGCUCAGCGCCCAAUUCCCGGGGCCGACCACGCCCAGAGACUUUGUCACACUUCUUAUCACUUCCUCCAGGGCACUCAAGCCCCAUGGAGAAGCUGAAAAGAAGCCUGAACUAUCCCCACGGCACUAUAUGAUCAUCUCCAAACCUUGCAAUCACCCGAAGACACAACCUAGGGACGGUUUCAUUAGAGGACAGUAUGAAUCCGUGGAGUUCAUUCGGGAAAUACCAAGAAAGCUCAAAAGCACCACUUCAUCCACGGAUUUGUCACGGCUUAGUCGCGAACAAGAACGAACGCCGGCUCAGCAACACAAGGAUGACGGUGAGCGGCAACACGACAACGGCCAUCUAACAGUCGACAAUAAGCGGUCGGCUGCCCGAUCACUGUCUCCCGGAGCCAGAAAGAGGAGUGCAACGGUGGGCGUUCUGGGCGAGCCACAGAAAAGCAAGGAUGCGGGUGAACACUAUGACCCCGAGCAAAAUCCUGUGGAAUGGAUCAUGGUCACACGUAGUGAUCCCGGCGGCAGUGUGCCCCGGUGGAUGGUGGAAAGAGGCACACCAGCGAGCAUUUGUGCGGACGCCGUCAAGUUUUUGGACUGGGCAUGUCAACGAGAUGAUGACGAGGACCCUUCGGAAAGGGGUCAGUCGAGGCCUGAUGCGAACCGGCGGGAGAGCUUUGCAAGCUGGGAGGCCAACGGUACUCUUGCAGGGAUCAGAGAACAGGAAGGAAGCCUUUCGGCCGUUGCUGAUGACCAGUCACAAGCAUCGGCUACAGACGCAAGAGCACAUCAAGAAACGGCAUCGGAAGGAAAAAGCAGCGAUGAAUCUUCUCAACAGUCACCUGCAUCUCCUUCAAAUCUACUGGGGACUGUGGCCGAAACUUUGGGCGCUUAUGCACCGCAGGUCGUCCGGGACCAUCUCCCGAUUGCAACGCCCAGAUCCGGGUCUUCAGCUGAACCAACGCAAUCCGAUGAACAACAUGACCCGACCCGGCUUGACGCACAGGCAAGUGCCAAGCGUGAGACUGAAAACAACGAUGCGGCAUCCACCAUCUCCAACACGUCGUUUGCAUCUGCGGAUUCCCACAUCAGCUCGGUCGAUUCGCGUUCGGUGUCGUCCAAAUCUCUCUCGGGUCGCCCAGAAAGUCAACUCCUGCAACAACAUGACAAGGAAAUUGCAAAACUAGCAGAACAGAAAGCUGCCCUGGAAGAAAGGUUCCAACAGCAGAAGGAAAAGAUAAUCAGUCAAGCCCACAAAGACACAGAAAAAGAACAACAAGCAUUGAAGAAGGCCGAGGCCAAGCAUGAGCGAGAGCUGAAGAAACAAGAGGAGAAACACCGCAAGGAGAUUGCCAAGCUGGAGCAGAAGAAGCAGAAAGAAGCCAAGAAACUAGAGGAGAAGAAGCGGAAACAACAGGACAAAGACGAAAAGGCUCGACUGAUUCGUGAGCGAGACGAGGCCCGAGCGGAGCUCGAUUUGUUGAAGAAAGAGCAAGAAAUCUAUAUCCGUCAAAUCGGCGAACUGCAGAAGGAGAAUACCAUGUUGGUCGCCCGGAUCGGAAAGCUCGAGGGUAGUUCAUCGUCUAUCGAUAGUCCGCCUUCGAGUCAGCGGGUCAGAGCCAUGACAGCUGAGGCUGAAGGUGGUCGGAGUAGGAGUUCGAGCCUUCUCGGGCUGAAGAAGAAGAAGAACCAUGAUAACGAUCAAAAUAGCAACAAGGCAGGCAGGAGCAGCGCGGGGUGA
Molecule: messenger RNA, 2283 nt
Organism: Exophiala dermatitidis NIH/UT8656
Lineage: Eukaryota; Fungi; Ascomycota; Eurotiomycetes; Chaetothyriales; Herpotrichiellaceae
Exons: 1
Coding region: 1-2283 (760 amino acids)
Source: RefSeq, a predicted model, not a curated record